This is a messenger RNA of Fonsecaea nubica, 1452 nucleotides long. Its product is annotated as adenylosuccinate lyase. The record is from RefSeq and is a predicted model, not a curated record. Gene Ontology annotation, molecular function: N6-(1,2-dicarboxyethyl)AMP AMP-lyase (fumarate-forming) activity; (S)-2-(5-amino-1-(5-phospho-D-ribosyl)imidazole-4-carboxamido) succinate lyase (fumarate-forming) activity. Gene Ontology annotation, biological process: 'de novo' AMP biosynthetic process. Gene Ontology annotation, cellular component: cytosol. The transcript has a single exon. NCBI's taxonomy places the organism in Eukaryota, Fungi, Ascomycota, Eurotiomycetes, Chaetothyriales, Herpotrichiellaceae. The coding region runs from base 1 to 1452 and encodes 483 amino acids.
AUGGCCCACGACACAUGGCAGAGCCCCCUGGCGGCUCGCUACGCCAGUAAAGAAAUGCUCACUUUGUUUUCACCUCGAACUCGAGCUACAACCUGGCGCCAACUCUGGAUCUGGCUCGCCGAAGCAGAGAAAGAGCUGGGACUCGACAUCCCGGACGAGGCCAUUUCGCAGAUGGAGGCUGCUAAAGUUAUGACAGAUGAUGAUUUUCAGGUCGCGGCUGUAGAGGAAAAGCGGCGACGACACGACGUUAUGGCCCACGUUCACGCUUUCGGUCAGCGCGCACCUGCGGCCGCCGGGAAGAUACAUCUAGGAGCGACUUCUUGCUACGUGACAGAUAACGCCGACUUGAUAUUCUUGAGGGAUGGAUUGUCAAUCCUGUUGCCGAAGGUUGCAAAGUGUGUCAAGAAGCUGUCGGAUUUUGCGCUGGAGCACAAAGCGUUACCUUGUCUGGGGUUUACCCAUGGCCAACCUGCUCAACCCAUCACUGUCGGUCGUCGGACUACGCAAUGGAUCGAGUCACUACUCAUGGACCUGAGGAACCUUGAACGUGCCCGUGGAGAUCUCGUCUUCCGUGGCGUCAAAGGCACCACCGGGACCCAGGCGUCCUUCCUUGAGUUAUUCCACGGUGAUCACAGCAAAGUGAAGCAGCUGGAUUCAUUGGUCACCAAGAAAGCCGGUUUCAGUAAGCGCUCCAUUGUGUCGGUGCAGACCUAUAACCGCAAGAUUGAUUUUGACAUUGCCAAUGUGUUGGCAUCGUUCGGCACCACAUGUGAGCACAUCGGCACCGACUUGCGGCAUUUGGCCAUGUUGAAAGAAGUCGAAGAACCUUUUGAGAAGGAUCAAAUUGGGUCGUCUGCUAUGGCCUAUAAGCGCAACCCUAUGCGCUCGGAACGCAUGUGUUCUCUUGCUCGGAAACUGGUAUCGCUUGCCUCUGGGUUCGGGCAAACGUACGCUCACCAAUGGUUCGAAAGAUCGUUGGACGACUCUGCAAUCCGACGUAUCGAUAUCCCUGAGAUGUUUCUGAUCGCCGACGCAUUAUGCAUUCUGCUCGAAAACGUGUCUUCUGGCCUCGUGGUGUAUCCACAGGUCAUCAGCGCUCGGCUGCAGCAAGAGCUCCCCUUCAUGGCCACCGAGACAAUGAUUAUGCGCAUGGUCGAAAAGGGCGCUAGCCGUCAAGAAACUCACGAAUACAUCCGAGUAUUGUCUCAUCAAGCCGCCGCGGUGGUGAAAUUGGAAGGGCAAGCGAACGAUCUUGUCGACCGCAUCAAGAAGGAGAAGUUCUUUGAGCCUAUUUGGAGCGAGUUGACGCCGGAAGACUUGCUCAACCCAUCAAAGUUUGUCGGCAGGUCAGCAGAACAGGUUGAUGAAUUCGUCGAAGAGGCGGUUGAACCGGCCUUGCAGCCGUACAAGGACCAGAUUCUGAGCAGUGGAGCCGCGGAAAUCAAUGUUUAA